AUGGCUGACGAAGAACAUCACGAACAGUUCGAGAGCGCCGGAUCCGGAGCCUCGCUCACCUACCCCAUGCAGUGCUCUGCUCUCCGCAAGAACGGCUUCGUCGUCAUCAAGGGUCGCCCCUGCAAAAUCGUCGACAUGUCCACCUCCAAGACCGGCAAGCACGGUCACGCCAAGGUCAACCUGACCGCCAUUGAUAUCUUCACUGGCAAGAAGCUCGAAGAUGUCUCUCCCUCCACCCACAACAUGGAUGUCCCCAACGUCAGCCGUAUCGAGUACACCCUCAUCGACAUCACCGAUGACGGCUUCCUCUCUCUUAUGACCUCUGAUGGUUCCAUGAAGGAGGAUGUCAAGGUUCCCGAAGGCGACGUCGGCUCCGACCUUAGCAGAGACUUUGCCGAUGGCAAGGAGCUCAUUGUCUGCGUCAUUUCUGCCAUGGGCGAAGAAAUGUGUGUCUCUUUCAAGGAAGCCCCCAAGUCCUAA
Messenger RNA from Polychytrium aggregatum, 480 nucleotides. RefSeq names its product translation protein SH3-like domain-containing protein. Gene Ontology annotation, molecular function: translation elongation factor activity; RNA binding; ribosome binding. The coding region runs from base 1 to 480 and encodes 159 amino acids. Lineage: Eukaryota; Fungi; Chytridiomycota; Chytridiomycetes; Polychytriales. Gene Ontology annotation, biological process: positive regulation of translational termination; positive regulation of translational elongation. The transcript is spliced from 4 exons. The record is from RefSeq and is a predicted model, not a curated record.